Microbotryum saponariae is the source of this 1062-nucleotide messenger RNA. The record is from the annotation of a GenBank genome assembly. Lineage: Eukaryota; Fungi; Basidiomycota; Microbotryomycetes; Microbotryales; Microbotryaceae.
AUGAAGGAAGCCCCGACACAACCAUCUUACAACGUCGCAGAUGGUAAACGAACAGCUCUGUCAGUCGAUGACAUCGAUCGACUUGCCGCACUAUACGCAAAACAACGCACCACCGUCUGUUCCCUGAAGGCCGACGGCCACGAAAUAGUCAAGUUACCCGAAGGUAACUAUGGUCAUGCGGUCCUGGCCCACGACACGGCUCAAGUAGUUGUCACAAUGCUUGGGAAGAUCGUGUCGAUUGAUCGAUCCCCCAACAGGGAUGCCUCCCGUGUAGUAAGUGACGCGAACAGCAAAACGUUUAGGGGAGCAACCUAUUGAUAUACCUCCAUGAUGCCAACCAACAGCCCAUUCAGCCUCAGAGAUGCGCACAUCGAACGGGUGGGCCGACCCGAACUGUGCUCGAGACAAAUCGGCUUCGAGCUUGCGACACCCGAAGGGGUCGUCGUGGAAGCUCUGCAACGAAUACGGGACAAAUUCUCUCAAGAAAUGGCUGCAGCGUGCAGCAUAGCUACGGAUUCGAGUAAGUAACUUCAUGAACUGUGCUCUUGGUGUGGGAUUGUUGAGGAGCUAAUGGAACACUACCAAGCAGCAAUUCCCUUCAACACGUCCUCUUUGAAUGACAACCCUCGAGUUGUUUUUCUCCACCUUUGCUUGAGUUUCUCACUGGCCAUGGGCAAGGUAUGUUAGACAUCAUACCCUUAUUUUUUGGUGCAGUGCAUCUGACGAAAACGCGUUGCAUCGUGUGUACAGUGGAGAAGCUAUUCCGUGAGCGAAUCCUGGCCUUUAACGAGAACCUUGCAAUGGCGUCAUUUGGAACAAGCCAAGAUUACGGAAUCAUCGGCGCUGAUGGACGGCCUUCUUUCUACCUCAGCGGGAAUGUCUAUCAUAGAAUGGGUACGCUAGCUCCAGCACGGGGUAGCAACCCUGUAUUCGCGCAAAUUCUCUUCGGUGCUCCUUCCGAACGAAUCGACGCUCGAAUUAGGUUCAACGGACCCUUAUCGGACGACGAACAGCAAUUGGCCAUCGCAUACCGCCAGAUUCUUCCCCGGUUGGACGAGAUGA